GCUUGGUGGAACUUAGAGCGGAAGACAUGAUGGCCACAUCUCAAGAUCAAAGUCUGGGUUCCAGUUCAGAUGAAAACUGUCAAUUGAGAUUUCGAGAGAAGCUUCUAGCUAUCGAUUUGGAACUGAAGUUUCAAGAUGUAGAAAGCCUAAAGUUUCUCUGCAUAGGUUUCAUCCCCCAGAAUAAGAUGGAAAAGUGCAGGUCUGCCUUGCAUCUUUUUGAUUAUCUCAUGACAGGGGAGAUAAUAAGUGUAAAAGACCCCUUCUUCCUGGCAGAACUCCUCUAUACCAUCAAGCAGAAUUAUCUGCUGCGGCACCUCGGCUACACCAAAAAGCAGGUGGAAUGUUUACUUCCCAUCAGAGGGAAGCUGUCUCCAUUCAGAAAACUGCUCUAUGAACUGUCAGAAGGCAUUGAUGAAGAGAAUUUGAAAGACAUCAUCUUUCUGCUGGCAGAUAAGAUUCCCAAAGUCUCGAUGAGUCCUCUAAGUUUAUUGGCCUACCUAGAAAAAAACACUGAAAUAGAUGAAGAUAAUGUGAUAUUACUGGAGAAGGUUUUUAAAAAGGUUGCACCUUUCCUUCUAAGGAAGAUAGAGAACUAUAAAAGAGAGAAAGCUGCCCAGGAAGUGACACCUCCUGUGGACAAAGAAACUGAAUCAUUGCCUCAAGGACAGGAAGAAAUAUUUACUCCAUCAGACAUUAAGCGGUUCCGUGGAGCCUUAACAGAGACAAUUAUGUACAGGAUGGAUCGGAAACACAGAGGCCACUGUAUCAUUAUCAACAAUCACAGCUUUACCUCCCUGAAAGAUAGACCAGGAACCCAUAGAGAUGCUGAGUGUCUAAAGCUUGUGUUUGAGUGGCUUGGGUUCACAGCACACAAAUAUGAUGAUGUGACUAAAGGAGUCAUGGACAAGAUUCUGCAGGAGUAUAAGAGUCAUCCAGGCCAUGCUGAUGGGGACUGCUUUGUGUUCUGCAUUCUGACCCAUGGGGAAUUUGGAGCAGUCUACUCUUCAGAUGGAGUCCUAAUUCCUAUUCGGAGUAUCAUGCAUCACUUCACAGCCCAGCAGUGCCCUGGGCUGGCUCACAAACCAAAACUCUUUUUCAUUCAGGCCUGUCAAGGGCCAGAGGUACAAACUUCUGUGUUAACUGAAGCAGAUGCUCAGAAUUCUAAGCAUCUUUCCCUUAUGGAUAGUGUUCCCACUGAGGCUGACUUCUUGCUUGGUCUGGCCACUGUCCCAGGCUAUAUGUCCUUUCGGCAUAUAAGAGAUGGCAGCUGGUAUAUUCAGUCUCUGUGUAAUCAUCUGAAGAAGUUGGUACCAAGACAAGAAGACAUCUUAUCCAUUCUCACUGCAGUCAACAAUGAUGUGAGUCAACAGGUGAACAGCGACGGAACACUGAGACAGAUGCCCCAGCCUGCUUUCACACUAAGGAGAAAACUCGUGUUCCCUGUGCCACAGAAUGCACUUUUAUUAUUGUAGAGCGUUUUCACUGGCUCCUAGAUUUGAAAGGAAACUUUGAUUAUGUCCUCCGGCCUCCCUCCCAGCAUGGGAAUUGGUGAUAGGUGGUGAGUUGGUCUCCACCUGUCAUUCUAGCAAUGGAAAUACCUUGUUUUAUGAUAGUCAAUUCUACUUUUUUUUUUCUUUUGACAAGUCUACAUAUUAGAAAACUUCAUUGAUUAAAGACUUGGGUUAUAGCCUUG
This is a messenger RNA of Marmota flaviventris (yellow-bellied marmot), 1693 nucleotides long. RefSeq names its product caspase 10 (gene Casp10). NCBI's taxonomy places the organism in Eukaryota, Metazoa, Chordata, Mammalia, Rodentia, Sciuridae. Gene Ontology annotation, molecular function: protein binding; cysteine-type endopeptidase activity. Gene Ontology annotation, biological process: proteolysis; regulation of apoptotic process. The record is from RefSeq and is a predicted model, not a curated record.